Belonocnema kinseyi is the source of this 1315-nucleotide messenger RNA. RefSeq lists its product as uncharacterized. The transcript has 3 exons. The record is from RefSeq and is a predicted model, not a curated record. NCBI's taxonomy places the organism in Eukaryota, Metazoa, Arthropoda, Insecta, Hymenoptera, Cynipidae. Bases 414 to 1160 code for a protein of 248 amino acids.
GUGUUGUCAACCGCUAAAUGUAUCUCUAUCCUAAUUUAUUUUAUAUUAAAUAGAAUAUUGUGUUAAUUAUGCUAUCAUUAAUUCAGAACACCUUCCCUAAACAUAUAUGAGAAAAGAACAAUAAAAAUGGGCCGUUAUCUGCGAAAGUGCAUUUUUGUGUCCCAGAUGGAUAUUUUACACUAAAAUUGAAAUAAAAUUAUUGUGUAUUUUUUUGUUGCAAAAUUCAUAUGAAUAUGGAGUGAACCGAUAAGAAAAGAGCAAUCUUUAUUGUACAUAAGCGUGUUAAGAUUCUAUGAAAGAGCAAAAGCCGUCAAGCGUCACUUCCUAAAAGUUCUCAAAGGAUAACUCUGAGGAAUAGAUUACCACGUCAACAGUCGCCCUAUGCACGUCCACAAAAUCUACGUGAUAUACAAAUGGAGAAACCCACCAGAGUCAAGAUUACACUGAAUAGUCGUUUUGCAAUACAUCCUUAUUUUAUUGUAUUGGGUGUUAGCGAUCAGCGUCAAGGGUUUGGUGUUUCAACGCAUGUAGGCCAUACAGGAACGCGUAGUCCUCAAGUUAUAAAAGGUACUACCAUGGAAGACACUCUGGAUGUUGCCGUGAUUGAACUUGAAAAUCCUAUCCUAUUAUUAGGUCCUAUACCGGGCGCUUGUCAUGCUGAGAAAUAUGAAUCAUUAUCGGCUCCCAGCGGUUCUCAAAAAAUAAAUAGUAAAGAAAAAAAGCCAGUGAUAAAUCCAUAUGAACAAGAUAUGAACAUAGUACAUAUGUAUGCUCCCACCAGAUGUGACAUUACACUUGACGGUAAUCCUUACUGCCCUGCUUUUGCAGUACAUCCUUAUAUUGUAGUAGCACGUAAUAGCGAACUCCCCGAAAGUGAUUGGGGUGUUGCAACAUUUCAGAGAGCACCUUUACAGUUGGAUCGGAUUACCAUUAAACCACGUUUAAAUCUUGUCCUGAUUACACUUCGAUAUCCUAUCAUGUUAUCAACACAAGUUAAAGAUGCUUUAAAUUUUGCGAAUUACCCACAAUUCGUUCAGGAUUGCAUUCUUGAAAUGACGGUCAAGUAUAUUCGAAAGAAAAUUCGUGCGACUCAUGCAGUAAUUAAAUUGAAGAAUAGUCAGGAACACAGGCAGUUGGCCCCUGUUGAAAUCAAGAAUUAGUCGAGAAAACUGUCAAGACCCCUAAAACUAGUGUCAUCGUGGAUUAGUCAGGGCGAUUCAGAUGACGCGACUUAUCCUAGUUGGGAUCUAUUUGGGAAAUGGUAUAAACUGUACAACUUAUUUGCUUCAAUAAAUGAAAACGUGUUUCAGUUUGA